Molecule: messenger RNA, 390 nt
Organism: Brassica napus (rape)
Lineage: Eukaryota; Viridiplantae; Streptophyta; Magnoliopsida; Brassicales; Brassicaceae
Exons: 1
Coding region: 1-390 (129 amino acids)
Molecular function (GO): nucleic acid binding; RNA-DNA hybrid ribonuclease activity
Source: RefSeq, a predicted model, not a curated record
AUGGUGUGGGACGAAAGAUCCACUGAUAGGAUGAUGGGUGCAAUGUCUAUUCGCAGGAGCAUAUCACCUUUACAUGCAGAAUGUGAAGCUUUGAUAUGGGCGAUGGAGUGCAUGAAGACCCUACAUAUUUCAGAGGUGGUGUUUGCGACAGACUGCUCACAGUUGGUGAAGAUGGUGUCUACUCCAACAGAAUGGCCGGCGUUCACUACUCACAUGGAGGAGUUUCUACGAUGUAAGGAAUAUUUUCCCACUUUCACAAUUCAGCAUAUUCCAAGGGCGCAAAAUACAAUGGCGGAUAAGCUAGCACGAGGUGCUAGGACUCAGCCUUCAGCUAUGGUUUAUGUUGACUCUGUUCCUCCGAGAUGGUUCUCGGCUCAGGAAUUUACUUAG